GGGCAGUGACAACUCCGCCUUCCCUCUGUCGCGUGUUAACGACGUCAUCAUUGAGCUCACAAAGUGUGGCUGACAGGUGAAACUAGCCACACUGCUGGGACAGACGUUUCUUCGCCUAUUUGAUCACAUAAGAUGUCUUCACUUCUCAAGGUGGACAAUGAAAUCAAAACCAAGGUUGAUGCUUUCAGGGAACGUAUCACUUCAGAAGCUGAAGAUUUAGUUGCAAGUUUUUUCCCAAAGAAGUUGCUGGAGCUUGAUCACUUCUUAAAGGAUCCAAUCAUAAACAUCGCUGACCUGAAGGAGAUACACUCGGAGAUAAACUUGACGGUCCCAGACCCCAUUUUGCUCUCAAACCUGCAUGACGGACUAGAAGCGCAAAAUGCCAAAAAGAGAAAACUCGAAGAUGGAGGUGGGGAGGACAUGGUGACUGGCACCAAGGUCUUUGUCAUGCCUGGUGGGAUGUUGAAGAGCAAUGGAAGCCUUGUUGAUCUUAUUGAGAAGGUCAAACCAGAGAUCAGGACACUCAUAGAGAAAUGUAACACAGUCAAAAUGUGGGUUCAGCUGCUCAUCCCCAGGAUAGAAGAUGGAAACAACUUCGGAGUGUCAAUCCAGGAGGAGACUGUAGCUGAACUCAGAACAGUUGAAGGAGAGGCAGCAUCCUACCUCGACCAGAUCUCAAGAUACUACAUCACAAGGGCUAAGCUGGUGUCUAAAAUAGCAAAAUAUCCACAUGUGGAGGACUAUCGACGCACGGUAACUGAGAUUGAUGAGAAGGAAUACAUCAGUCUGAAGAUCAUAGUUUCUGAACUCAGAAAUCAAUACGUGACGUUACACGACAUGAUCCUGAAGAACAUUGAGAAGAUCAAGAGGCCUCGAAGCAGUAAUACAGACGCGUUGUACUGAUGUUCCUCCAUCCGUCUCAGCCUCCACCCUCCCGUCUCCACCCGUCUUCUCGCCAUACCCGUUCAGCAACAACAGCCCGGCCUCGGUCCUCUGGACUACAACUAGACAUUCAUCUACUUCAGUACAAUCAACACAACCCAGUACAGAAACAUAGCUCCUCCCAUAGAUGGACACUACACACAUGUUUUUGUUUUAAAUGUAAAAUAUUUUUUCUUGUUUUAAAAAACCCUUUGAAGGAAAAUGGGGCGAUAGAUCAUAGACGACAAAAGAAAGGCGCUAUGUAUUUUUUAAUUUUAAUUAAACAUUUUGUCCUGAGAUCUUUUGUGAAAUUGUUUCAUUUAAAGCUCUUAAGAAGAAUUCAGACCACUUCUCUGAAUGUUUUCCUUUUAUUUAAGUCUUAUAUUAGUUUUCUUCAUCUGGAGGAUGUUCGUUUAGCGAACAUGCAACACGAAAGCUGUUUUGUUUUUCCUCAGAAUGUUAUACAUUUCACAAUAUAGUUGUUCCUUAUGAAUAAUAAGCAGGCUUUAGAUCCACAGGUUUAUUAGUUUUCAGUGAAAAUUCAUAAGUCACCAAAGCAUCUCUUGUGUUGAGCCAUUGAUUCUAUUCAAUAAAGCAUUUUUUGAUAAAGAGAAUUAUUUCUGACAUUAAUGUGUUUGCAAAAAUUGCUUAUUGAAUGUCAGAUAGAAGUUAAUGGUGUUUUCAUGCAAAUGUCAAGAUGUGAAUUCACACUUGCGUACUGUGUUUCUGUUCAGUCAUACAGUAAAAUACCUAUUUGUAUUAUUAUUAUUAUUAUUAUUAUUAAUAGGGAUGAGGAAAACGUUGCUGUGUUUCCUCUGAACCUGCAGAUGUCACUGUUUUAUUGUGUAAAUCUUGGACACGACACAUACACUCAAC
Messenger RNA from Anoplopoma fimbria (sablefish), 1797 nucleotides. It is a transcript of the gene psme3, whose product is annotated as proteasome activator subunit 3. Gene Ontology annotation, cellular component: nucleoplasm; cytoplasm; proteasome activator complex. NCBI's taxonomy places the organism in Eukaryota, Metazoa, Chordata, Actinopteri, Perciformes, Anoplopomatidae. The record is from RefSeq and is a predicted model, not a curated record. Gene Ontology annotation, molecular function: endopeptidase activator activity. The coding region runs from base 133 to 903 and encodes 256 amino acids. The transcript is spliced from 10 exons. Gene Ontology annotation, biological process: regulation of G1/S transition of mitotic cell cycle; positive regulation of endopeptidase activity; regulation of proteasomal protein catabolic process.